Molecule: messenger RNA, 1806 nt
Organism: Rhodotorula toruloides NP11
Lineage: Eukaryota; Fungi; Basidiomycota; Microbotryomycetes; Sporidiobolales; Sporidiobolaceae
Product: sorting nexin-41
Exons: 6
Coding region: 1-1806 (601 amino acids)
Biological process (GO): retrograde transport, endosome to Golgi
Molecular function (GO): phosphatidylinositol binding
Source: RefSeq, a predicted model, not a curated record
AUGAGCGACCCAGCCGACAACCCCUUCCACGAAGAAGCGCUCACCGACGACCCCGCUCGCCCAUCCAGCUCUCCUCCCUCUCACACAACCGACCCCACCUCAUCAUCGCACAUCGCGUCCUCGCCGCCAACUUCACCAGGGGGGUUCGCAGCGCGCUCAGACGACGACGCACCGCUCUCUUCUGCACCUGCAGCGACUGCGUACCCGUUCUCGGCGGAACCGUACCCGCAGGACGGCGAUCGAGGAGGAGAGGGAGUGACGAGUCCGCCGCUGCCGCAGGUGCCAGCAGGGGAGGCGCAGGAGGCGCACGAGGAAGACGAGCGGAAGAAGAAGGCGCAGCAGCAGAGGGUGUAUCAGAGGCCGGCGAGGGAUGCGAUUCAGAUUGUCGACGCGCUCAAGACGAGCGAAGGCGCAAGCACGCCCUACAUUGUCUAUUGCAUCGUCUUCGAGACCCGAGAAGUGCGGCGACGCUACUCGGACUUCGUUUCGCUGCGACAAGCUCUUGCGACUCUCCACCCGUGCUUCAUCGUCCCUCCGCUUCCUCCCAAGAACAGCCUCUCAUCCUACGCCAUCGCCGGUGCCAACCCCGCCAAAGCGAAAGAAGACGCCGCUCUCAUCGCUCGGCGACGGCGCAUGCUCUCGACUUUCCUCAACCGCACGCUCGAGCACCCCGUUCUCGGCCAGGAGCGCGUCUUCAGGCGCUUCCUCGACCCCGAAACGCCCUGGCACGACGUCCUCCACUCUCCUCCCGUCACGCUCGUCCCGAAGAACCCUCUCAAAGCGCCUGCGAACGACCCAACAAACGCAGAGAUGCUCGCCCUCUUCGCCUCCUUGCCCAUCCCCAGCUCCUCCGCGACGCUCCAACACCCCGACCAGCGUUUCCUCGACAGCGAAGUCUUCACGAGCAAGUUCUCGUCGCACCUUGCCGGGUCGAUGGAGAAGGUCAAUCGGAGACUGAUGAAGCGGUGGACGGAGGCGGCGGGCGAUUGGGGAGAGAUGGGUGGCGGACUGAAUGGGUUUGCGUUGAGGAUGGGCGAGGAUGGGUCCGGCGGGCUGGACGAGGCGACGGAGAAAGUGGGAAUGGCGGUUGAUGCGGGCUACACGCUCACGAACACGAUGCUCAAGCACUGGGAGCAAGACUUCACCGAGCCGCUGCAAGAGUACACGCAGUUCUCCAACAUCAUCAAGAGCCUGCUCAAGUACCGCCACAACAAGCAUCUUCAGUACGAAGCGGCGCGCGAGCUGCUCGAGUCGAAGCGCGCGACGCUCGAGGAGCUGGAACGGAGCGAGCUCGAGGCCCAGCGGCUCGAGAAGGCGCUCGAGCGGGUACGGAUCGUCACGGAGGAUGGCGGGUCAGACAGGGCUGUCUCGCCGCCGAGCGGGUCGAGUCCGGUCGGUGCAGCGGCGGAGUCGGGUGCGCAGGCGCCUCUGCCUCCUCUGCCAAGCUCGAGCGGGUCGUUGGCGCCGCAGCCGGCGAAGCGCGGCGGUGGACUCGUCAGCGCCCUCAAGCACUCGGUCAAGGGGUUGGUCGACUCUGAUCCUGAGUCGACGCGGCGGAGCACUAUCAGCAAGACGCGCGAGCAGAUCAACCAGCUCGACGACGCCAUCAAAGCCUUGACGGGCGACCUCCGCUUCGCCUCCGUCACCAUCCAGUCCGACCUCGACCGCUUCCAGCGACAAAAGGUCGGCGACAUCCGCGAGAUGUGCCUCGACUUUGCCAACUUCCACAAAGAGUGGGCGUCGAAGAACCUCGCGAUGUGGGAGGAAGCGAAGGCUGCGAUUGAUGCCAUCGUCGACGACGAGUAG